AGGCAGCCACAGCGGUGCUCCGGCUGGAGGGGCGGCCGAGGACCCAGAAGAGCCCAAGGCAACGGCAGUGACCACAGCAGAGCCGAAGAAGAAGAAACUUGCUUGGUACCUUCAUCCCGGGUGGGCCCUAUUGGUGGUGCUGAUCAUUUUCUCCGCAGAGGUGGCGUUGGUGACGGUGUUCUUCGAGCCGCCGCACAUCUCCAUGUGCGACACGUGCGAUGCACGGGCGCAGCAGUACUAUGCAGGUGUGGCGCUGGGCAUUGGCUUCGUCUUCGCCGUGUCGCUGUAUGGGGUGAGGAGGUCCCAGUACCAGGCCUUGGGCAAGAAGGGCCCGCUGCUGGAGACAGCGCCGUUGAACCUGGUGCUGGCUUACCUUUGCUGGGUCGCAGUGGCUGGCUUCACCUCCUGGGUGGUGGAUAGCUGGGCCGUCCUCGUUCAUGUGAGCUUUCUCCCGCUCAUCGCCGGCCUGUUCUUCUCUGCGCAUCACCGCUGGGUGUUGGACGACUUUCACCUCCUGGCCAAGAGGCCGUCGCCCAGCGGUGGCGUCCUUGCUCGCGUGGUACCUGUGGCCGACGCAGAGGCAGACCCCGCGGCCGACCCUGCGGCCGGAGACUCUGCGGCUGCCGGUAGUUCAGCAGCGGGGGCAGAUGCACCAGCGGCAGGGACAUCAGGCGAGGGGGGAUCGAGCAUUGAAGCCGCAGCGCCGGCACCGUGCUGCCUGGUGGGUCUGCUUCAGCGGAUCCCCUGGCCUGUGCGGAUAUGGGUCCUCUGCAUCGUGCUGGACAUCGCGUAUGGGGUGGUGCUGCACCUGGUCUCGGAGCUGCGCUUCCGCUGGGUGGGCUGGAGCAUCGCCACUGGGGUGCUGGUGCUGGCGCUGACCUUCAUGAGCAACAGGCUCUGGUUUGGCACUCUGCAGCUAGACAAGGCUCAGCCCAUACUCUGGGCCAUCAUCAUCUUGAUCUUGGUGGCGUGGGGUGGCCUGGUGUGGUACUUCCACCACGAGAUGCAGGUGGACUUCUUUGCCAUGGGCAUUCUUUGCGUGGUCUUCCUCUACCCCGCGGUCUACACAGGGGUGCUGGCGGUGCAGGUGCUCCGGGAUGCUCAGUGGAACCCGAAGGACAAAGCGACCUGGCUCUUCGUGCGCAACGCCAUUCUGUUCAGUGCAGCUGUGUACACGAGCUUCCUGGUGGUCAUUGCCUUCAGAUAUUGGCCGGUGGCUCUUUGCGGCUUCUGCCUCUUGCUGAUGGUCGUCAUUCUCGGCAUCGCCUUUUUGCAUUGGCUCCGCAACAACCGCUUCGUGUCACGCAAGGCAAAGAUUAUCAGCGGCAUUUGCCUCUCUGUGUGCAUCUUGGGGGCAGCGGUGGGCAUAACCUACUACUUCCAGAGCAUCUUUGGGGGCUUCACCGCCGUGUGCGCGGGGGCAGUGGUGCUGCUCCUUGGUGCGGCGCUGUUGGAGGUCUCCGAUGCGCAGCAGCGCACAUCCCUGGAGAAGCUCCGCAUCGGGUCUUCCAGCUUGGUCUUCCCCAUGUAUCGCUUCAAGGGGGGCGAGCUGGCGCGCGCGCAGUGGGAUAUCGUAGCUCUGCUGGAGGCCUUUUUCGUCCUCGCCCUUUGGGGGCUGGUGGCUGCCGCCGUGCUCGAUGACUGGCCUUCCUUGGGCAUGGUGGUGGCAGUCCUGUCUGUCAUGUGUGCGCUCAUCUUGAUGGCGCACCUGAUUUCUCUCGGGGGCUGGCAGCGAGCCACGGUGCUGCGGGAUCUGCCUGAGGCCCAGCUGCUGGCAGCUGCCAAGGAGGCGCUGUCAGGAGGCGACUCCGCAGCCACAGUGGAGGGUGCUGACGAAGAUGACGGGACGACCACUGUCGAGGUCACCAAGAAGACACUGGAGAAAGCCAUCCAGGAGUUCAGGACCAAGUGCAAGAAUAGUAUGGACGAGUACCACAGCCAGGUGCAGGUGGCCUGUGCUGGGCGCUUCCAUACCUUGCCUCCCGUGGCCUUGUGGCAGACCCUGAACGCGGGGGUGGCGCUGAUACGCAAAGGACAAGGCUGCGUCACGAUCCACACCCCUGACAAGCCCCACGAGGAGCAUCGAAAGCUCCUGGCGGCCCGAAGGGCAUGGUGGGAAGCGGUGCGCAGCCAGCAGCGCUUCGGGGCGCGGCUUCAGCUGUGCCUAGUCUCAGCGCAAGCGCAGCAGAUGUGGGCGAAGGAGUCGGAGUUCCGCUCCUUUUUGCAGAGCCAAGGCGCUGAAGCCAAGGGCUUGACCAUGGAUGACUUCAAGCAGUUGCCUGCGGAUGAGAAGGCGGACCUGGAAGCAGCAUGGGAGGUUUGGAAGGGUGCAGAGGCAGCGAAGUUGAAGCUCGAAGAGCAAAGGCGCCAAGAGGAGGAGGAGGCGGCCCGGCGGCGCGCGGAGGAGCAGCGCCGGCGCAAGCUGGAGGCACGAGAGGCUGUGGACAAGCUCAAGGACGCGGGCAACCCCAAAGAGAUCCAGAAAGCCAUCAACGCUGGCUUGGCAGCUGGCCUCGCAGAGUCCGACGAUGUCAUGGCCCAUGCCAUCCAGCACGUCAAGGAAUUGGAGGAGGUCGAGAAGCUGCUGAAAGAGUUGCUGGAGGCACAGACGGUAGAGGAAAAGGCGCAGAUCGAGAAGCUGCGAGAGGCGCUGAACAAGGCCACGAUCAUUCAUCUUGAGAGCGACCUCAUCGAGCAGGCCAAUCAAAAGAUCACGGACUACCAGAGAGCCAUUGCUGAGGCAGAGGAGGCGGAACGCAGGCGAAAGGAGGCAGAGCGCCUGAAGAAAUUGGAGGAGGAAGCAAAGAAGCGCCACAGGGAAAAAGAGCAGGAGCUGGCAGAGGCGAAGCAACUGCUGGAGCAGGCUCUGGCACAAGAGGACGAAGGUCAGGCUCAGAUCGACAAGCUGCAGGAUGCCAUUGAGCGAGCCACCGUGGCAGGGCUUGAAGGCGACCUCAUCCAGACUGCAAGGCAAAGGAUCAGCGACAUUAGGAGCAUCAUGAAAGACGAAGAAGAGGAGGAGCGCAAGAAGAAGGAAGCCGAGCGGCUGAGGCAGCUAGAAGAGGAGGCCGAGCGCAAGCGCAAAGCGGCGGAAGAGGAGAGGAAGCGGAAGGAGGCGGAGGAGCUUGAGAAGAGGGCUGGCGAGCCAAAGGUGGUUGAGGCCAACAUCGACCUCAUGAAAUCUGUGGCGGAGCGGAACGGGGAGUUCACGGACAAUGUGUGGACCCCUGAGGCCAUGGGCGAGAAGCCUAACUGCAGCGAGUACAAGAUUCAGCGGAUACGAGAGCUUGUCGGGAAAGAUGAGGUGGUUCUCUUCAACGAUGGCUGCCACCCGAACGACAUCCAUCAAGGAGAGCUGGGGGAUUGUUGGUUCCUCUCGGCCAUCGCCUGCCUCUCUGCGCGGGAAGACAAGGUGAAAGCUUUGUUUACCUACUCCGAUCCUGCCAAAGGGCUUUACAUCGUGCGCUUCUACAAGAAUGGUGUCUUUCAGGACGUGACUAUCGAUGACUUCUUCCCCACCAAGUAUCACCAGUGCGCCUUUGCCUCCAGCGGCAAGAGGGGCGAGGUUUGGGUGCAAGUCUUGGAGAAGGCCUACGCCAAGCUCCAUGGCUCCUUCGAUGCCAUUGAGGGCGGUUUUGUCAACGAUGCGCUCGUGGACAUGACAGGAGGCAUCGGUGGGAAGAUCCACCUUCAGGACAAGGAGGCCAAGAAGGACAUCAACGACGGCACCAUGUGGGCGAAGUUGAAGGGCCUCAGCCGAGACGGCCACCUUUUAGGCUGCGGAUCCGGCUCCGGCAAGGACACCGACAUCAGUGACAUGGGCAUCGUGAAGGGUCAUGCCUACUCCUUGCUGCGAGUGGAGGAGGUGGACGGGCACCGCCUGGUUCAGCUGCGCAAUCCUUGGGGCAACACAGAGUGGAAGGGGAAGUGGAGCGACAGCGAUGAGGAGAGCUGGACGCAAAAGAUGAGGAAAAAGCUGGGCUACGUGAACAAAGACGAUGGCACUUUCUGGAUGGCUUUUGAAGACUUUGUGCUUCACUACCGCGUCGUGUACAUUUGCCGCAUCAUGGACAAGUCGGACGGCUGGCAGCGCAUCUUUGUCACCUCUGAGUGGCGAGGCGAAACAGCAGGUGGGUGCAGCAAUUACUCAGGCACUUACGAGAAAAACCCGAGGAUCAACCUGAAGGUGGUUGGGCGGGUGAAGCUCCUGCUGACGCUGGAGCAGGCGGACUCCCGUGGGUCCUUGGAGGGGGACGAGGAGGUGCCCAUCGCCUUCAAGGUGUUCAAAGACAAGAAUAUCCACGGUAGCGGCGUUACCAGCUCGGGCACCUACUGCUAUGACCGAGAGGUGUUUGUCGAUGUUGAGCUCACGGAGAACAGCAGCGGUCCGUACAUCAUUCUGCCCACCACCUUCAAGCCUGGAAUGGAGAGAGGCUUCAUCAUGAAGGCAAUCUGGAAGGGAGACGCGGGUGCGGUGCAGAUGUGGAAGGAGUAGGAUUGCCAGCGGGCAGCCAAGCGCGAGGCUCACUUGCCAAGUGAGGUUGGCACAGGUUUCACGGUUGGCACAGGUUUCACUCAACCUCAGCGCCUUAAGGGCACACCCCUGCAGGAGCUUGCAGGCCUUUUUAUGGAAUCAGCUGCACGACUGCGCACAGCUCAGGCACAAGCGUGCGAAAGCUAAUGAGCUAAACCAGUGAGGCCGCGUGCCUCGAGGCCCUGCGUUUGCAUUCGGGCGCUCAGCGAGGGACCAGGCAAAUAUCAGCCCAAAGGGCGCUCAUGCGCCAAGCGCUGGGCCAAGGUGGCUCAAGACGGGCCCCGUUUGGACUUUGCUUUGGCUGUGCCAAUUUCAGGUCGG
Effrenium voratum is the source of this 4855-nucleotide messenger RNA. The record is from the annotation of a GenBank genome assembly. NCBI's taxonomy places the organism in Eukaryota, Dinophyceae, Suessiales, Symbiodiniaceae.